Messenger RNA from Vicia villosa (hairy vetch), 1162 nucleotides. RefSeq names its product ribosome-recycling factor, chloroplastic. The transcript is spliced from 11 exons. The coding region runs from base 112 to 900 and encodes 262 amino acids. Gene Ontology annotation, biological process: plastid translation. Gene Ontology annotation, molecular function: ribosomal large subunit binding. Gene Ontology annotation, cellular component: chloroplast. The record is from RefSeq and is a predicted model, not a curated record. NCBI's taxonomy places the organism in Eukaryota, Viridiplantae, Streptophyta, Magnoliopsida, Fabales, Fabaceae.
GGUACGAAUGAAAACAUAAGCAUAAACGUUGUUACUGUAAUUGUUAUUGUUUUUGUUAUCCACAAAGAAAAACAACGACACAAGGCGUAGAGCGAGUGUCUCUCUCAUCUCAUGGCAACCUCUUUCUCUCCCACAACACCACUCCGUUCCAUCUUCCAAAACCAUCCCAAACCUCUUCUUCUCUCCCACCACUCAGAUUCCUCCUCUUACAGCUUCAAACGCUCUUCAACCUAUGCCACUCUUAACCUCCCUCGCAACUUCACACUCUCUAGGAAUGGAAAACCUCUACUCUCUAGAAGAAAGGGAAUUGUGAGGGCUGCUACUAUUGAAGAAAUUGAAGCUGAAAAAGCAUCUAUUGAGAAAGAUGUUAAAAGCAGAAUGGAAAAGACUCUUGAUAAUGUUCGGUCGAAUUUCAGUUCCAUUAGAACCGGAAGAGCAACCCCGGCUAUGCUUGACAAAAUUGAGGUAGAAUACUAUGGAUCUCCAGUUAGCUUGAAGAGCAUUGCUCAAAUAAGCACUCCUGAUGCCAGUUCUCUGUUGGUACAACCAUAUGACAAAUCAAGCUUGAAGUCUAUUGAGAAAGCCAUAGUUAACUCUGAUGUUGGUAUGACUCCAAAUAACGAUGGAGAUGUGAUAAGGUUGAGUAUCCCUCAAUUGACAUCUGAUAGACGAAAGGAACUAACGAAGAUAGUGUCUAAACAACUUGAAGAAGGGAAGGUGGCUUUGAGGAACAUAAGAAGAGAUGCUUUGAAAGCUUAUGAAAAACUUGAAAAGGAAAAAAAGCUUUCGGAAGAUAAUGUGAAGGACUUGUCUAGUGACUUGCAGAAGCUGACAGAUGAUUAUAUAAAGAAGGUUGAUGUGAUCUACAAACAGAAAGAAAAGGAGUUGCUGACUGUUUAAUCCAUUGACACGAAAAAGUAACCGUGUUUGAGUUGUAUCUUGAGAUCAAAUUUUGUGUCUACUUUGCUAAGUUUGAUCAUUGAAGCAUAUGUUUAUUUGUUAUAGAGAGACAACUUUUUUCUGUGAAAUAGAUGCUUUUUCAAAUUAAAGUGUGGAGAUUACCUUACUGCCUUAUCUCCUAAAGUCAUUCCCUCCCUUUUUAAUUAUAUAUAUCAUAAGUUCACUCCACUAAAAAUAAUGUAUAUUCAAAACCUUUUAGUUA